This is a messenger RNA of Gongylonema pulchrum, 1014 nucleotides long. NCBI's taxonomy places the organism in Eukaryota, Metazoa, Nematoda, Chromadorea, Rhabditida, Gongylonematidae. The record is from the annotation of a GenBank genome assembly.
AUGAAUGCACAUAUGAAGCUGUAUAGCAACGAACAUUUUCUUGACAGCAAGCAUCCGCUGGGCAAAGCAAUGCAAGUGCAUAUGCUCGCAUCGCUAAAUCUGAAACUUUUAGAACCAUUCGAGUAUUCCACGUGGGCUAUCAUACUGCUUGUCUCUAUUCAAGCGGCCGCGUUUUCGAUAUUUGUUUUUGAAUGGUUAGGUCCAAAGAGCUAUAAUAUGCAGCGGUAUCCGCCGCCUGUGGAGGCGGAGAACGAUAUGCAAGGGAUAGCUUAUUGGUUGGUAUGGGCAACAUUGUUUGGAGCAAGUGUUUCUACUGUUAUUUACAAAACUGCUUGUACCGAGAAUUUAGACAUACCGCGUUCAAUGGUUAGCCGCUUUAUGGCACUGGUUUGGGCUGCUUUUGGGCUUACUUUUGUUGCUGUUUACACUGCCAACUUGGCCGCUUUCAUGAUAACGCGAGUGCAGUAUUAUGACUUCAAGGGCGUGCACGAUGAAAGACUAAUAUAUCCAGAACGUUAUAUACCUCCUUUUCUUUACGGAACAGUGGAAGGUGGAAAUACGCAUGAGACAAUGAAGAGAAAUUGGUUGCGCAUGAAUCAGUAUGUUACUAACAAGAAGCUGUUCCGUGAUAAUAUUAUGGCAGGGAUUCGUGCAGUGAAAAACGAAGAGCUUUUAAAUUAUUGUCUUAGAGAAUUGCACGCCUUUAUAUAUGAUGCUGUGGUGCUCGACUAUCAAGCUGGCAAAGAUUCGAAAUGCGAGCUAAUGACGGUCGGCAAGUGGUCAACAGUGACGGGCUAUGGGAUUGGUUUCCCAAAGAAUUCGCCACAUGUGCAGAAAGUGAAUCGUUUCAUGCUCCAGUACCAGCAAAACGGUGAUCUUGAAAGGUUACAAAACUUCUGGAUGACUGGCGCAUGCACACCAGAUUCAAACAGUCAAACGAGAAGUGCUCCGCUUGGAAUUGAGAAUUUCAUGAGCGCAUUCUUCUUACUUAUUGUUGGAAUUGUAAGCUACUGA